AUGGGUGAUAUUCGAGUGCUCCGCAACAUGGACGACGAUGAGGUUUUCACUUUUGCGAAGGAAAUUCAGGCGCCCUACGAUUUGGUUAUGCAGACGAAGCAGCUGGGUAGGCUUCCCGUGGUGCAUUUCGCUGCCGGAGGGAGUGGUGAUCCAGCGAGGAGGGCUCGCGCGAUUGUGCAGGCAGUGACGCAUUACAGUGAUCCGGAGGUGCUGGCGGAUGUGAGCUGUGGGUUGGG
Ilex paraguariensis (yerba mate) is the source of this 236-nucleotide messenger RNA. NCBI's taxonomy places the organism in Eukaryota, Viridiplantae, Streptophyta, Magnoliopsida, Aquifoliales, Aquifoliaceae. The record is from the annotation of a GenBank genome assembly.